Messenger RNA from Volvox carteri f. nagariensis, 4959 nucleotides. RefSeq lists its product as uncharacterized. Gene Ontology annotation, biological process: Golgi organization; endoplasmic reticulum to Golgi vesicle-mediated transport. The coding region runs from base 1 to 4959 and encodes 1652 amino acids. Gene Ontology annotation, cellular component: Golgi apparatus. Gene Ontology annotation, molecular function: small GTPase binding. The record is from RefSeq and is a predicted model, not a curated record. Lineage: Eukaryota; Viridiplantae; Chlorophyta; Chlorophyceae; Chlamydomonadales; Volvocaceae. The transcript has 24 exons.
AUGUGGGGCGUUAUCGCUGGAGCAGCUUCUCGCGCUCAAAACUUGGCUUCCAAUGUAAAAAGUGUCCUGCUUGAUGAGCAAGACCCAAAUGAUCAGGAUUACGAUGACCCCGGUGCGGCCGUGACGUAUACGAGGCACAGCCACGGACCUUUCUAUGAAAAAGACUCGCUUGAGGAGGCUGACUUUGGUAGCAUUGGGGAGCUGCCACCUGUUAGUUCGAACGCAGGCGAAGCUGCUGUCCCAAUCGUCGUGCACGCCCCCAAUCCACCCGUCCUUGCUGGCGCCACCGACAACGCGACUGCGCAUCAUCUCCAUGUCAGCAACGCGGUGGACGCAGCCGCACCCUCGUCUGUGAUGCCCAUGAAAUUCUUCCCCGGAGACGGGAGCACGGACACAGCUCUACCGGAUGGCCAUGCCUAUUCGGACGGGAGCGGCGGCGGCGCUAUGCCAGGCCGCUCAGUGGGAGGGGCUUCACCCGGCGGUAUGGGCCUUGGAGUGGGUCGCAUGCUGGGCUCCGCCACGACCACCAUGUCUUUCUUCACGUCAGCCACGAACGUGCUCCAAAAGGUGGCGACGCACGUGGCGGGAGCGGAGGAGGCGGCCGUUAGCGUUAAACAGAAGCCGCAGAUGGAGCUUUUGAAGCAACAGCUGAUUGAGGUGACGAUGGAGAACGAGUCGCUGGCCGGGGAGGUUGCAAGGAUGAAACGGGCGCUCGAAGACGCGGAGGACAGCGCCGAGCUCCUGCAGGCCCAGUCUCAGACCGCCGCUUUGCUGCGUCAGGAGCUGACUUCAGAGCAAAAGGCCCAUGAAGCCACACAGCGGGAGCUGGACAGGCUCACAGCCAAAGUGCAGCAGCUGGAGCAGCAGUUGGAGAGUGACGCUGCUGACGUGGCGCAACAUGACUCCUUUUGGAAAGCGGAGCUGCAGCAGCAGCGCGCAGCGGCAGCGCAGGCGCAGUCACGUGUCAGGGAGCUGGAGGCCAUGGUUGAGCAGCUGCAGACACAACAACAGCAGCAACAACAACAGGAAGAUGAAUCCACGGUGGACGUAGCCAGCUCGGAAGCAGCUGCGGCAGCCAUGGCCCGUAUCGGCACGCUGGAGGCUCAAUGGGCAGCAUCGCAAACAGCGGCGGAACAAGCGGAGUGCCGGGCCGCUGCUUUGGAGGCGGAGCUUGCGGCGGUACGGCAAUCGGCUGACGAGGCCGAGUGCCGGGCCGCUGCCUUGACGGCAGAAUUGGCAGAUAUCCGGCAUGCUGCGGAAGCGGCGGAAGCGCGCCAUGCCGAGGAGCUCCGCUCGGCGGCGGCGGAGGCCGCUGCCGAGCUUCGGAAAGUACGGGAUCAGGUUACUAAGGACCAGAUCGUCGCAGAGGCGGCGGCGACCGGCGCCGCCGCUGCCGAAGCUGCGUUAUCAGCUGCGACCGCGAGGGCGGACGCUGCUAACGCUCGUGUGGCUGAGGCGGAGGCGGAGGUCCUGGCCGCGGAGGCGGCUGCGGCGGAGCUGAAGUCGCAGGCAGAGGCACUGCAGGCGGAGCUGGCGGAGGCGGUGGCGCGGGCGACGGAGGCGGUGGCGCGGGCGGCCGGCGUCAUGUCGUUGGAGUCAGGAUUGCGGCAGGAGCUAGCGGAGGCGCAGGCAGCGCUGGCGGAGCUGCGUGAGGAGCUGCGGACGACUUCGGAGCGAGGCGUCGCCGACGGCGAAGCCGCCACGCAGCUCCAAAACCGGUUGGCGGAGCUUGAGCGGCAGCUGGAGGAGCAGCGGGACGCGCAUCGCGUCGCGUUAGCGGCGGCGGAGGCGCGGGCGGCGGACGCCGAGGCUGCGGCGACGGCUGCCCGCGCCGCCGCCGCUGCGACGUCAGCGGCGGCGGCUGCCGACGCCGAUGGCGACGAUGGCCCUCUAGCAAGCAUGCGCGAGCAGCUCGAAAUGAUGAAGGAGCUAUUUGAAGACGAGCAGCGGUUUGGAUUGCAGCACCGGAAGCAGCUGGAGGAAGAGCGCUCGGCGCAUGCCGCAACGCGGGCUAGGGUGACGGAAGCGGAGGAAGAGCUUCGGCAGCUUCAGGCGAGGCUGGCGGACGCGGAGUUGCACGCAGCGGAGGCGGAGGCGCGGGCUGCGGAUGCCGCUGCGGAAGCGGAGACAAAGCUUCGCGCGGAGACCGAGGUGGCGGCAGCGGAGUCGCGUGCGGCGGCGGAGGCAGCAGCGGAGGACCGGUUACGGGAAGCAACGGAGGCGGCGAAGCGCGAGGUGUCGCGGCUGGUCUCGGAGCUGGCGGCUCGCGAACGGGAGCUGCAAGAGAUCAAGGAUCAGGCGAGCCAUGGCGCGUCGUCAUUAGCCGCCGAGGCCGAGGAAGCGUCUCGGCGAUGUAUGGCGGCGGAGGCGCGGGCAGCGGAGGCGGAGGCAGAGAUCACCGCGUUGGCAGACCGCUUGGCGGCGGCGGAGGCGCGGGCAGCGGCGGGGGAGGCAGAGGUCGCCACGCUGACAGAACGCUUGGCGGCGGCGGAGGCAGCAGCUGCCACCGCUGCCGCCGCCGCUGUCGCGGCGGAGGCGGAGUCAGAUCUGCGGAGUCAGGUAGAAGAGCUACAGCGGGAGCUGCAGCGAAGGCAGGCCGAGGCGGAAUCCGAGGUUUCGGAGCUGCAGGAGCAGGUGCGGUUGUUAGGCGAGAAGGCGAGAAGCCAGGCUUCCCAGCUGGCGAUUGAGCGGCAGGAACGCCAGAAGGUGGGGGAACAGGCGGCGGCGGCAGAGGCGGAACGCGUGCAUCAGCUGAGUCAGCAGCUGGCGGCGGCUGAAGCGGAAGUGAAGGCGCUCCGAAACCAGCUUGAAGCAGCGGAGGCGCGGUAUCAACGAGCUGCCAAGGAGGCGGCAGCGGAGCGUGCUGAAGCUGCCGAGGCUGCCCAGCACGCUGCGGCGGAGCUGCACGCCGUACGUGAGAUUGUACGGCGCUUGGAUGAGCAAUUGGCGGAAUCGUCCUGCGCGCGGGAGGAGCUGACGCACAAGGCGGCGGAUGCGGAGGCGACAGGGCGGCGGUUGCAGGAGGCUCUCGAUGCCGCCGAAUCUGGCCGUCAGCAGCUGGAGUUGGAGCUGCAGCAACAGCGUGCCGCCAGCGCCGCCGCCGUUGGCAGUAGCAGUGAGCUGGUUUCGGAGCUGACGGCGGCGUCGCAGCGCAUGAAGGCGCUCCAGACGCAGGUAGCGCAGCUGCAGCAUGCGUUGGAUGAGCAGGCGAACAGGUCGCAGACAGUUUUGCAGGAGCGGGAUAUGUUUUGGAAACGGGAGCUUUCGGAGCGGGCAGUGGCGGCCACAGAUCUGGAGCGGCGACUGAAAGCGGCUCAAGAGCAAGUGGCCCGGGAUGAGGAGGUCCUGCAGGAGCUACGGGCAGAGGCGGAGCGCCUGCGACGUGAAUCCAGCGCCGCCGCCGCCAGCGCCGCCGCCAACGAAGCCGGCCUGCGCCGUGAGAUGGAGGCACUGCAGGCUGCCCUGGAGCGCGCGCAGCAUAGUACGGCGUAUGGGUACGGCGAUCACGACAGCCAUACGGAGAAGGAAUUAGCGGCGGCGCGUUCGGAGGUGCUGAGGUUGCAGUCGGAGGCGCGGCGGUUGCAGGCCCAGCUGGAGUCCGCCGCCGCCUCCUCUGCCUCCGCCGCCUCGGAGGCCUCCCGCGCGCAGUUGGAGGUCCGCAGCCUCACUGCUCAGCUGGCGGCGGCGUCGGCGGAGCGGGACGCCGCCACGGCUGAGCUCCGUCAGCUGAGCCACGUGUACCAGCAGCACCUGGCGCAGCAGCGAGAGGAGAUGCAGGCGGUGGUGGCGGCGUCGGCGUCAGCGUCCGGCACGCCCCGUACGGCAAGCCGGCAGGAGAGCGCACUCUCGCCCAGACUGGCCGCGGCCGUCGAGGCCGCAGUCGCCACCGUCGGCAAUGGCGGCGCUAACGGCGUAUCAGGCAACGGCAGCCACCCCUCCACAACCGCCACCACCGCCACCGCCACCGCAGCAAACACAGCCGCCGGUGCAAACUCCUCGGGUUUGGCGGCGUUGGAGUCGGAGGUUUCGGAGCUGCGCUCCGCUCUGGCAGCAGCGGAUUCGGAGCGAGAGCGGCUCAAGGGCCAGUUGGUGGGAUGGCGAGUGGAGGCGGAGGUAAAGGCUACGGAGGAGCGGUUCGCGGGAACGGUUUCGGAGCUCCGGGAGGCGCUGGGGGUCGCCAAGGCGUCGGCGGCUCGACAGCAGUCGGAGAUCUCCGCCCUGAGUGAAGCUCUGGAGCUCAAGAACACGGAGAUCUGCAACCUCCAGGCGGCGCUGGGGGAGCUGACCUACGAGAGUGAAGCUGCUGAGAAGCUGCGUCUGGAGCAGGAGCUGGCGGCUUCACAGGCGGCGGUGGCGGCGGUAGCUGCGGAGCGCGAGGCUGCAGAGAAGCUCGUGGAGCAGACUCGCGCCUCCCUGGCCGCUGCUGCCGCCUCGGAGGCCCGGACCGCGGACGAGUGCGCCAUGCUACGUCGCGCACUGGACCAGGCAGUGGCCCAGGCGGCCGCAAUGAGCUCCGAAACCAACGGCAUGGUGGACCGCCGGAUCAUGGGCAAACUGCUACUAACGUAUUUCCAGCGGCAGCACAGCAAAGAGGUGCUUCAGCUCAUGGCCCGCAUGCUCAACAUGAGUGAGGAGGACCGUGUCGUACUGGGCCUUGUGGGCGGCAGCCGCCGCGGUCUCCUCAGCCGCGUGGCGGGUGCCCCCCUGGCGCUGUCGCAGCCACAGUCGCAGUCUUUAUAUUUGGGCACAAAGACGCCGGGCUUGAGCGUGAUGCCUCAAGCAGCACAUCAGACACCGCAGGAUGGCGCGGGGUCCCCCGCUUGGCGUCAUCAGUCGUCGCCGUUGCUGCCAACGUCGUCGCUGCCGUCGUACCCCGCCGUGGUGACGCCUCCCACUUCGGCGCUUUCGUCGCACCCUCCGGUCGCCAAGCCCACGCCGGCCCACGCUGCCGAUUGGUAG